AUGCCAAUUAAGCCGCUUUCAUUCAAAGGCGACAAGAAGACAUCCAGCUCGAAGAAACGGAAACACAGAGAGGAACGCGCCGAACCCAACACAGAGGGUACGCCGGCCACCGAAGAGAACGACGACGACACCUGGCUCGCUCCGGAUCAAGCCUCCGACCUCACCGGCCCGACUCUCAUCGUCCUCCCCACAACGCCGCCCACGGCCCUAGCCUCCGACGCGAACGGUAACGUGUUCGCUUCACAGAUCGAGAACUUGGUAGAAGGACACCCCGAGACAGCAGAACCGCACGAUGUCCGCCAGGUGUGGGUCGCCAACCAGAUUCCGGGCACGGAAGGCGGGCAGAUGAGCUUUCGUGGCAGUCACGGUGGGUACUUGAGCUGCGAUACUUUGGGCAUACUGGGCGCGAAAAGGGAGGCGAGGGGUGCGGAAGAAGGGUUCGUGCUGGUCCAGGCGACGGAUGGAGGGAGCAGGAGGUGGAGGCUGAGAACUGCGGCGGUGCCGUCGUCAAGCAAAGACACCAAGAAGGCAGGAUCCGGAGAAGUCAAGAAUAAGGAUCAAGACGAGCCGCCACAAGAGGAUGAUGGACACUGCUAUCUCGCCGCAAUCACUGAGGGCAACGACAAACAAAAAGAAACAGAGGACGACUCCGACUCAAAACCACCACCCACCAAGAAAAUCUCAGUUUCCCUACGCGGCGACCAACCCUCCACAUCAGCCUCAACCCUGCUACACAUCAAAAUGCAAGCCCGCUUCAAGCCCCGCGUCCAACAGCUCAAAGCCACCGCUGCCCACGAAAAGAUCUCCCGCGCAGAACUCGAGCACGCGUAG
Cyphellophora attinorum is the source of this 831-nucleotide messenger RNA. RefSeq lists its product as uncharacterized. Lineage: Eukaryota; Fungi; Ascomycota; Eurotiomycetes; Chaetothyriales; Cyphellophoraceae. Gene Ontology annotation, molecular function: actin filament binding. Bases 1 to 831 code for a protein of 276 amino acids. The record is from RefSeq and is a predicted model, not a curated record. The transcript has a single exon. Gene Ontology annotation, cellular component: catalytic step 2 spliceosome; striated muscle dense body; nucleolus.